Messenger RNA from Rosa chinensis, 1995 nucleotides. RefSeq lists its product as uncharacterized. The transcript has 4 exons. The record is from RefSeq and is a predicted model, not a curated record. Lineage: Eukaryota; Viridiplantae; Streptophyta; Magnoliopsida; Rosales; Rosaceae. The coding region runs from base 553 to 1185 and encodes 210 amino acids.
CCAGCCCCUAAGCCCUAGCUAUGAAAUUGAAUCUCACAGAUCUCAGUUUCCAACAAAUCCAGCUUAAGCUGCUUUUCAUUUCGCUUCCUUUAUGAAGUAGGAAUUCGAGGUCUACAAAUCUGAGGUCACCCAAUGUCUGUAACUUCUCUUUUUCUUGUUCUCUAAUCUAGUUGGGUAAGACCAGCAGUGUUGUUGUGGUAGUUUUCUCUUUGAUUGAAUAUCAGUGACAUUAUAAUUUGGGUUUGAGUAAGAAUAUAGAUAUGUAAUCAGGAGGAUGAAGAAGCCCUCAUGUAAUUUUUGAUUUUCUUGGGUCUAUUAAGCACCUCGAUCUGUUUGUUAUUUGAUUCGGGUUGUUUCUGUGUGAUACUGCAAAAUUUCUAUCUCGAUUUAGAGAAGAAACAAUCUAACAGAUUAAAAAGGCCCCCCUUUUCAAUGUCUAAGACUGUUUGCUUGCCAACUCUGUGUUAUUUCCAGCAACACAUGUGAUGGACUUGUUAAGAUUUUCAGAUAUUCAAUUUGAAGAAGACUGUUCUAUUGAGUAGUGAUUUGUGCAUGGACACCAAACAGUUAUUCAAUCCUCUCUUUUUCAAAGAGAUGAGACACUUCGGGAAUUUUUUUCGAGCAUUUCGAAGCACAUUUUACUCAUUUUCAUUCUUGGAAUGGGAGGCGUUGGUAAGAGAAACAACAUGCAAGUUCACACAGUUUUGGUUGUGUGAGAAAACAAAUAUUACGCAACCAAUGAGAGGGCGGGUGGGAGACUCAACAGACCUAGUCAAAUGGUGUCUUCCGCAACUACACAUCAAAAUGCAACAAAUGGACAUUUCAGAAAUUGAGCCUGGUAUAAGUAUCCAGCUGGAGAACAGAGGCAAGAAAGAAAAUGAAGGACAUGGUGAAGAAAAUGAAGAACAAGGUAUAGAAAAACCUGCCCAAGGACAAAACAAGAGAAUUAAUGAAACAAUUAUGAGAAGGAAAAAACAAAGAAGAAAGCUCUAUGAUGACAAUGUUAAGGAGUUCCCUUCUGAUGGAUAUUUUAAACCUGCUCAAAGGUGGGAUGAGGAGACCCUGCAUUUGCAUAUUGCCAAGAGCUGUCCAAUACCUUAUGUUCAUGUAGAAGAAAAUGUUAAAGUUUUGAAGCAAUUGGAUGAUUUGAAGCUUGCAAGCAACUUCACAAGAUCAGUACUUUAACAGAUAAUCUUAUUCCAGAUAUUGUUGUGGAAAAUCCAGGAGGUUAGGUUUGGUCCUGUGAUAUACACAUAAGAGACGGUUAAUCUUGCUCCAGAUACUGUUAUGGAAGAAUCCACACAAGACCUCCGGUUUGCUCCUUUCUGAUAUACGCACAAGGGAGAUUCAUAAUCCCUUCCUUUCACCUGAUCCUUCUGAUUCUAUGGCAUCCAUAGAGAUCUCGAAGGUUUGUGAAGAGACCUCCUCUUCUACACCAAGGAGAGGACAGUCUACACUCAGCUCUUGUGGCUGAAAUGCUUAGCCAAAAACGUGCAGAAGUUUGUUGGCUUCUGGGCUUGGGUGGGGUAGAUCGAGCCAAUUGUGGAUCAGAUAAUCUUGUUCCAGAUAUUAUUAUGGAAGAAUCUGCACAAGCUUGAGUUUGCUCCCCUGUGAUAUAUGCGUAAGGGAGUGAUAAUCUUGUUCCAGAUAUUGUUAUGGAAGAGUCCACACGAGCUCGGGAGUGAUAAUCUUGUUCCAGAUAUUGUUAUGGAAGAGUCCACACAAGAGCUCGGGUUUGCUCCCCUGUGAUAUAUGAUAUAUGCACAAGGGACCGAUAAUCGUGUUCCAGAUAUUGCUAUGGAAGAAUGCACACAAGAAAAAUAAUUUUGUUCCAGAUAUUGAUACGGAAGAAUGCACACAAGGGAAAUAUAUCAAAAUGCAACAAAUCAAAUUGUAAACGCCAUCAAACUUGUGUUACUGUUUGGGUAAUAAUAUUUCUAUAUUUGCCACAUAUUUUUUUUGGAACCAUCCUUGAGAAUGCAAUUGUUCUAUGAA